Molecule: messenger RNA, 1506 nt
Organism: Marmota flaviventris (yellow-bellied marmot)
Lineage: Eukaryota; Metazoa; Chordata; Mammalia; Rodentia; Sciuridae
Source: RefSeq, a predicted model, not a curated record
AUGCAGAGUACCUCCAGAACUGGGGGCAGUCUAAGGGGUGCUGGACAACCUGGUGGACAAGGUGGAGCUGGCACCAGAGAAGUGACCGGGGAAGUAAGAAGUGGCCACCUACACUGGGAGCCCCCUUGCCAGCCACCCACGCCUGAAGGCAUGCCCAUCACUGCAGUUCUGCCCCCCCGCCUUGAUGGCCCCUGGAUCUCCACUGGCUGUGAGGUGCGACCAGGCCCAGAGUUCCUCACCCGCUCCUACACCUUCUAUCCCAACCGCCUCUUCCGGGCCUACCAGUUCUACUAUGGAGAUGCCUCCUGCCAGCAGCCAACCCACUCUCUGCUCAUCAAGGGCAAAGUCCGCCUGCGCAGGGCCUCCUGGGUCACUCGGGGUGCCACCGAGGCCGACUACCACCUGCACAAGGUGGGCAUCGCCUUCCACAGCCACCGUGCCCUGCUCGAUGUCAUCAGGCACCUCAAUCAGACCCAAGCCAUCCAGGAUUGCAUGGGGAGGCUGCCCCCAGCCCAGGCCUGGCUGCCAGGGGCACUGUAUGAGCUGCUGAGCACCCGGACCCAGGGGGACUGCAUGGUAGCACUGGGCUUCAGCAUGCAUGAGCUCAGCCUGGUCCGUGUGCAACGCAGCCUGCAACCACAGCCCCGGGCUGCACCCCAGCUUGUGGAGGAACUGUACCUGGGGGACGUCCACACCACCUGGGCGGAGAGGCAUUACUACAGGCCCACCGGCUACCAGCGCCCACUGCAGAGUGCCCUGCACCACGCGCGGCCCUGCCCGGCCUGCCAGCUCAUCGCGCGCGCUGACGAGCGCCACCCGCCCGUGCUGCCCGCCCCGGUGGCCCUGCCACUGCGCCUGGGCGGCCGCUGGGCCAGCGCGGGCUGCGAGGCGCGCCCGGCUGUGCUCUUCCUCACGCGGCUCUUCACCUUCCACGGCGCUGGCCGCUCCUGGGAAGGGUACUACCGCCACUUCUCGGACCCCGCCUGCCGCCGGCCCACCUUCACCGUCUUCGCCGCCGGCCGCUACUCCAGGGGCACGCCGUCUGCCAGGGUCCACGGCGCCACCGAGCUGGUGUUCGAGGUCACGCGAGCCCAUGUGACUCCCAUGGACCAGGUCACCGCGGCCAUGCUCAACCUCUCCGAGCCGAGCAGCUGCGGGGGCCCCGGGGCCUGGUCUGUGGGUGCCGAGCGGGACGUCACGGUCACCAACGGCUGCCUGCCGCUGGGCAUCAGGCUCCCCCACGUGGAGUACGAGCUUUUCAAGAUGGAGCAAGACCCCCGCGGGCAGAGCCUGCUCUUCAUCGGACAGAGGCCCACCGACGGGUCAAGUCCAGACACCCCAGAGAAGCGCCCCACUUCCUACCAGGCACCCCUGGUGCUCUGCACGGGGCAUGCUGGAGCCGCCCCCAGGUCCCUGCAGCCCCGUGGAGGGGGGCCGUGUCCUCCUGACAUCCCUCUCGCCCUGCUGCUCCUACUCCCGGAGCUGGCCUUCCUCCAGUGGCCAUGA